AACACCAAAUCCGUCAUUUCAUUUCAUUUCGUUAUUUUUGCAUCUCACUGUAUCUAUCUCACUAACGCGGAGAGAAACUCACAUCAUCAUCAUCAUCACCAUUCAUUCAUUUAUUCAUUCACAUUCUUCUCAGAUCGGACUCAAUUUCUUCCUCUCCCCCGCAAAUCCGAGUCCGAAAGCGAUGAAGCUGAAGCCAGUGGAAUCACUUUUACUGUCUUAAUCGGUGUCUCUGUGUUGAAAAUCGAUUAUAGAUUGUUGAUUGUGCGGUGCGGUCCACCACCGAUUUAGAUCGAACGAGAAAUGAAGGAUGACGACGGGCUUCCAACCACGACGGCGCCGACUGCCAAGAAGGACAAUCUCGAUUCCGGUCUGUUUGGGAAAGGGAGGUACAAAUUCUGGGCAUUAGCCGCUAUCUUGCUUCUCGCCUUCUGGUCCAUGUUCACCGGCACCGUCUCUCUUCGCUGGUCCGGUAAUCUCAACUCCUUGUCCAACGACCUCGAUACUCCCAUCCACGAUGACCUCGAUGUCCUUGAAAUGGAGGAGAGGGAGAAAGUGGUGAGGCACAUGUGGGAUGUGUACACCAACAGCCGCAGGAUCAGGUUGCCCAGGUUCUGGCAGGAGGCGUUUGAGGCUGCAUAUGAAGAAUUGACGAGCGAUGCUCCUGGGGUUAGGGAUGCUGCUAUCACCGAGAUCGCUAAGAUGUCUGUGCGUUCCAUUGAUUUUGAUCCACCUCCAAUCCAAUCCACGAGAGCCCAGGAAUUUAGCAAGAGUCUCAAGCAAGUUGAAAAAGGAAAAGGAGCAACAACCUCUAGGCGUGCUUAAUCGUUAGUGUCUGAAGCAUUCAAGGAUCUGGCUUGUGUUUGAAAAUGAUCUUGGGCUACUAGAAGAUUGUGAAGAGGUAGUGAUGGGCGAAGCCAUUCUCAGAUUUUUCAUGCUUCUAUAAGAUGGACAUUUAUGUAUUUUAAUAGGUUGUGGCCUUUCAAAUUUUGCAGUCAAGUUCAAUGUCUUCACGAAGUGAGUAGUAGUAAAUCGAAACACGACCUUUUUGAGCAGACAAAUUCAACUAAGUAUAUGUUUUCUAGGUUUAUUUCAAAGCAACUAAAUUCUAAAUUUCUCAUGCUUCAGUUAGUAAAAGGUUUUGGUACAUUGGCACUUA
This is a messenger RNA of Lotus japonicus, 1156 nucleotides long. RefSeq lists its product as uncharacterized. Bases 301 to 822 code for a protein of 173 amino acids. The record is from RefSeq and is a predicted model, not a curated record. The transcript is spliced from 3 exons. Lineage: Eukaryota; Viridiplantae; Streptophyta; Magnoliopsida; Fabales; Fabaceae.